This is a messenger RNA of Trifolium pratense (red clover), 3527 nucleotides long. Its product is annotated as protein ACCUMULATION AND REPLICATION OF CHLOROPLASTS 6, chloroplastic. Gene Ontology annotation, biological process: chloroplast fission. The record is from RefSeq and is a predicted model, not a curated record. NCBI's taxonomy places the organism in Eukaryota, Viridiplantae, Streptophyta, Magnoliopsida, Fabales, Fabaceae. Gene Ontology annotation, cellular component: chloroplast inner membrane. Bases 85 to 2478 code for a protein of 797 amino acids. The transcript is spliced from 7 exons.
UAUUACACAUCGGAUAGAAUAGAACUGUAGAAGAGACGAGUGAGGGUUUAACUAAACUUCGAAGUUUUAACCAAAAAAACCUCCAUGGAUGCGGUGGUGACCGGAGUUACCAUCGGUGUCGGACUCUCCACACCUCGUCAUCUCUCACGCUUCUCCAAAAAACCUAACCGCCUCCAUUCCUCCACCGUCUCCGCCACCAGCAAAUGGGCAGAACGACUCAUUUCCGAUUUCCAAUUCCUCGGCGACACCACCUCAUCUUCAUCUUCCACCACCUCCGCCGCCGUCACACUCACUCCUUCUUUCCCUCCUCAACUCGACUCUCCUCCCAUUGAACGGCACGUGUCACUCCCUCUCGACCUGUACAAAAUUCUCGGCGCCGAAACACAUUUCCUCGGUGAUGGCAUUCGUAGAGCUUAUGAAGCCAAAUUCUCGAAACCUCCUCAGUAUGCUUUCAGUAACGAAGCUUUGAUUAGCCGCCGCCAAAUUCUUCAAGCGGCUUGUGAAACCCUAGCUGAUCCUGCUUCAAGAAGAGAGUACAAUCAAAGCCUCAUUGACGAUGACGAUGAUUCUUCCAUUCUCACUGAAAUCCCUUUCGACAAAGUUCCUGGAGCUCUUUGUGUGUUGCAGGAAGCUGGAGAGACUGAGUUGGUGCUUCAAAUUGGAGGGGGUUUACUGAGAGAGAGGUUGCCGAAGACGUUUAAGCAAGAUGUUGUGUUGGCUAUGGCGCUUGCUUAUGUUGACGUUUCAAGGGAUGCUAUGGCUUUCUCCCCACCGGAUUUCAUUGUGGCUUGUGAGAUGCUCGAGAGGGCAUUGAAGCUUUUGCAGGAAGAAGGGGCAAGCAGCCUAGCACCGGAUUUACAAACACAAAUUGACGAGACACUUGAAGAGAUAACCCCACACUGUGUAUUAGAACUUUUAGCUUUGCCUCUUGACGAUGAACAUAGAGCGCGAAGAGAAGAAGGUCUCCAAGGUGUCCGCAAUAUUCUGUGGGCAGUUGGAGGUGGAGGAGCAGCAGCAAUUGCUGGGAGUUUCACACGUGAAGAUUUCAUGAACGAGGCAUUCCUGCAUAUGAAAGCAGCCGAACAGGUCGAACUUUUUGUAGCAACACCUAGUAACAUUCCAGCUGAAAGUUUUGAGGCGUAUGGGGUGGCACUUGCAUUGGUUGCACAAGCCUUUGUAGGUAAAAAGCCACAUCUUAUCCAAGAUGCUGAUAACUUAUUCCAUCAACUUCAACAAACUAAGGUAACAAAUAUGAGGAAUGCUCCCUCUGUUUAUACUCCAAUGGAGAUGGAGAAGAGAGAGGUUGAUUUCGCAUUAGAAAGGGGCCUGUGUGCACUGCUUGUUGGGGAGCUGGAUCAGUGUCGGUCAUGGUUGGGACUCGAUAGUGACAGCUCUCCUUAUCGAAACCCAUCUAUUAUAGACUUUAUUAUGGAAAAUGCAAAGGGUGAUGAAGACAGUGAUCUUCCUGGACUCUGUAAACUGUUGGAGACAUGGUUGAUGGAGGUGGUUUUCCCCAGGUUUAGAGAUACUAAAGACAUAAGCUUUAGGCUUGGAGAUUACUAUGAUGACCCCACAGUGCUAAGAUAUCUAGAGAGGCUUGAGGGUGCUGGUCGUUCACCCCUGGCUGCUGCAGCAGCCAUAGCAAAAAUCGGAGCUGAGGCUACUGCUGUUAUUGGCCAUGUCCAGGCUAGUGCAAUAAAAGCAUUGAAGAGGGUAUUUCCUGUUGGCUCAAAAGAUAAAAUCUUGACUCAUCAAGAAAAUGGUGAGAAGGAUCAUUCAGGCCUUUCUGAAAAUGAGGAUCCCCUGAUAUUAUCAGAUCAUGACACUUCAGUUGAUUUUGAGGUUUCAGGAAUAAAAAAUACUGCUGAGAUAAAUGAUGGAAAAUUUAUUACUGAUGAAAUUAAAAAUGCAAGUGUGAAUAUAAUGUGUGCUGGCGUAGUGAUUGGACUCAUAACUUUAGCUGGCUUGAAGUUUUUACCUGCUAGGAAUGGCUCACCCAUUCUUCGCAAAAUGACUGAUUCAACAAUGGCGUCGAAUACUAUCAAUUUAGGUCCUGUAGGGGAUGAAGAAUUAGGAGAGCAACUACCAAAAAUGAAUGCAAGGGUUGCAGAAGCUCUAGUGCGCAAGUGGCAAAAUGUCAAAUCCCAAGCUUUUGGACCAGACCAUCGCCUAGGAAGUUUGCAAGAGGUGUUGGACGGUGAAAUGUUGAAGAUAUGGACUGAUCGAGCAGCUGAGAUUGCCGAGCUUGGUUGGUCGUAUGACUACAACUUGGAGGAUGUCAACAUAGAUAGUGUGACUAUAUCACAGAAUGGGCGGCGUGCAGUGGUGGAAACAACUCUCAAAGAGUCUACCCACCUCAAUGCUGUAGGACAUCCACAACACGAUGCUUCUAACAGCAAAACCUACACAACAAGAUAUGAAAUGUCUUUUUCAGAUUCAGGGUGGAAAAUUGUUGAAGGAGCUGUCCUUGAGUCAUAGUUAGGUUUUGUAACAUGUAAUGUAUAUGUCAGGUUGCGCAUGCAGUGUCUGUGGGAAGCUUUAGGGACACAAUGGUGCUUGCAUUACUCAUUGCUACAAUAUUUUCAUGUGGGGACAAAGUGAAGGCUAAGAUAUUACUAAGACUGAAAAUGUUUGUGAUGGAAAGCUGUUCUAUAUAGAUAUAAUAUAACUAAUGUUCCACUUCCUCUGUAACCUGCCAAAAGAUGGAGAACUUGAGAUUUUCUAGUACUGUUCUCUGCUUAAUAAUUCUGACAUUGGAAAUUGUUGUUGGUCUUAAAGGUGAAGAGCUGAAAAAUGACACUGCUCAAAGUCAAAUACAUGGCAAUGUCACCUUAGCAACACUCUCUAAUCAUCAGGGUAAUAAGGAACAAGUAAGAGGAAAACACAAUGAAGUUGCUUUCAACACAAGCAAAGGUAGUCGGCAUAAUAGAGGAGGAGGAUUUAGAUGGGGAUGGGGUGGAGGGGGAGGAGGUGGUGGUGGUGGCGGCGGUGGAGGUGGAGGGGGAGGGGGAGGAGGUGGCGGCGGAUGGGGAUGGGGAGGAGGAGGUGGAGGGGGUGGUUGGUGGAAAUGGGGAUGUAGAAAUGAACCAAGAUCACAUGUUAAAGGAAAACAAGGAACUAUGAGGGGUAUGAAACAUCAUCAUGAUACAUACAAGGGAGAUUAUAAGUUGGGGGAAUUUGCACAAUGCAUGACAAGAACAAGAUGCAAAGGCAUGAGGUUGGAUUGUCCACUUCACUGUGGUGGACCUUGUUUCUAUGACUGCUAUCAUAUGUGCAAAGCUCAUUGUCGCCGACCCUAAAUUAAGUGCUUCUUUGGUAUCGCGAUGAACUUGUCAAAAAUAUGGUGUUCAAUCCACCGUGUGAUAACAUACACUAAAUCGUAUAUGAAGCUUAUUAAUUAGUCGAUCUCUUUAACCUUUCUUUCUUUUUAUUCUUUUUAUGAGAGUUUGAUUUUGGAUCAAAAUCAAUGUCACACAUUAAUUUUUCUAGGUAGACACUACACUAGACAGGUAUAUGUUGACAUUGUG